Molecule: messenger RNA, 859 nt
Organism: Cladophialophora immunda
Lineage: Eukaryota; Fungi; Ascomycota; Eurotiomycetes; Chaetothyriales; Herpotrichiellaceae
Exons: 2
Coding region: 64-819 (251 amino acids)
Source: RefSeq, a predicted model, not a curated record
AUCGCUUGUCAUGAGUGGAAUGCAGAACACUUUCGCUGCUUGUUUCUCAGAGGUCUUUUCAAAAUGGGCCGACUCAAGGGCAAAACGGCUAUUGUCACUGGAGCCGCCAGUGGUUUCGGCAAAGCUAUAGCGCUUCGUUUUGCUGAAGAGGGCGCGAAUGUCGUUGUGGCAGACCUCAACACCGACGCUGGCCAAAAGGUGGCGUCCUCGCAUCGUAACCUCCGAUUCGUUCAAACAAAUGUCACACUACUGGGUGAUUGGGAAAAGCUGGUCAAGGAAACCAUCGCUCUCUUUGGUCAAAUCAACAUUCUCGUCAACAAUGCGGGCACAUCGUACAAGAACAAGUCAACGCUCCAAGUAACACCAGAUGAGUACGACCGGUGUUUCGAUGUCAACGUGCGAUCGAUCUUCUGGUCUGUCCCGACCGUGGUCAAGGCGAUGAUCGACCACGGGCAAGGCGGAAGCGUGGUCAACAUUGCUUCCAUCGGCGCCCUGAGGCCGCGGGGCGGCUUGGUAUGGUACAACGCCUCGAAAGGAGCCGCCUACAAUGCAACCAAGGGCCUGGCGGCGGAAUACGCCUCGAGCAAGAUUCGAUUCAACGGCGUCCUCCCUCUCUUGUCCGCGACGGGGCUGUGGUCGAGUUUUACCGGCACGGAGGAUACGCCGGAAAACAGGGCUAAGUUUGUUGGAAAUGUGCCGUUGGGGAGGCUGACAGACCCCUUUGACGUGGCGAAUGCGGUCGUGUACUAUGCCAGCGACGAGUCGAGUUUUGUCACCGGCACCAACCUUGAGGUCGACGGAGGUCGGGCCAUUUCCUAGUCGCAGUAGCAUUCGAUAGAUGUACACAUUGAAAAAAAAA